AACUAACACUUGCUUUCCAUUUAUAAUAAAUCCCAACCCCCCAAAACGCCACCAUGCAUUUACUUGGCAGUUUCUUAAUUACUACUUGUUCAAUUAAAAAGUUAAUUGUAACAUAUAUUAAUUACUUCCGAUCAACUUGUUUGCAAUGGGAAACCACAUCUCUCAUGGCUCAGGCUCAGGCUCAGCUGGGAGGGUCAUACUUCCAGAUGGAACAGUCGAAGAAUACACCAAACCAGUGACCGUGGCUGAGCUCAUGUUAGACCACCCACAGCAACUGGUUGUGGAGUUUCAAACGCUCACCAACGGAAGAACCCUGAAACCGUUGCCUGCAGACACGAAGCUGGAGAACAACAGAGUCUACAUGAUGCUGCCAAUGAGGCGAGGGAAGCCGGUUGGGCCCGGGGCAAUGUCAUCUGAAGAACUUCUCCUGAGGGCUAAUACGGUUCUGAAUUCCGAUUCCUUUGUGACUGCUUACACGGGCUUUCUGCCGUUGUUUGCUAGGAUGUGUCCUGCUGCUGUGAUCAAGAGUAGCAAGAAAAAGGAGAAAGAAGAGAAAUUAUCAGCGCUGCCGGUGAUGGUUAAACCAGCUGGGUUAUUGGAUUUGGGGGAGAUGGAUUCGGAAGGGAGGGCUGAUUAUUAUUUCAGCAGGCAGUUGUCUGGGAAAGGUUCAUGGAAGCCUAGUUUAGAUACCAUAAAGGAGAAGGGUGUCAAGGCCAAGAUCCGCCAUUGGUUGCAUUGAAUUAUAAAGUUUCAAAUAUUAUAUAGUACGUAUCAAAGAAUAUGUUUAUGCUUUUCUAGUUAAUAACUGAUUAAAAGGUUUGUUGGGCGGGUGAGGUACGUGUGAAUUACUUAUGCUAUUGUGUUACUUUUGCAUCAAUUUGGAAAUUGAAGAACAUUUUGCAAUCAAA
Lactuca sativa (garden lettuce) is the source of this 908-nucleotide messenger RNA. Its product is annotated as multidrug resistance protein ABC transporter family protein. The record is from RefSeq and is a predicted model, not a curated record. Lineage: Eukaryota; Viridiplantae; Streptophyta; Magnoliopsida; Asterales; Asteraceae.